AGGGGGGGCACAAGGACAGCUCAGCUUGGCGGCUCUGCUUCUCAGUCUUCGCCAACCAGCUCUGAAAUUUGGUCGGGUCUUGUCUCCUUCCAACCACUCUGCUUUUCCUCUCACACACCGGCAAUAUUUCCUUUUUCCAAUGGGCUCCUUGGUUGCCAAGCUCCUCCUGCCAACUCUCAGCAGUCUUGCCUUCCUCCCAACCAUCAGCAUCGCUGCCAAGAGGCAAUUCCACAUGGAGGCCAUGGUCUACUUCUUCACCAUGUUCUUCAUGUCGAUUUACCACGCCUGUGACGGCCCGGGUUUAUCCAUCCUCUGUUUCAUGCAGUACGAUAUCUUAGAAUACUUCAGCAUCUUUGGGACAGCUUUAUCCAUGUGGGUGUCCCUGAUGGCGCUGGCAGAGUUUGAUGAACCAAAACGAUCCACCUUUGUGAUGUUUGGAGUGCUCACCAUAGCUGUCAGGAUCUACCACGAUCGAUGGGGAUACGGCGUCUACUCCGGGCCCAUCGGGACAGCUGUUCUCAUGAUCACCGUAAAAUGGCUGCAAAAGAUGAAAGAGAAAAAAGGACUCUAUCCAGACAAAAGCGUCUACACCCAGCAGAUUGGUCCUGGCUUCUGCUUCGGGGCCCUCGCCUUGAUGCUGAGGUUCUUUUUCGAGGAUUGGGACUACACCUACGUCCACAGCUUCUACCACUGUGCAUUGGCCAUGUCCUUUGUCCUCCUGCUCCCCAAGGUGAACAAGAAAGCCGGCAACGGUGGAGCACCGGCUAAACUGGACUGUUCGACCCUCUGCUGCUGUGUUUGAGGACAGGAGAGGGGAGCCUGUGUGUCUGCCAACGGAACGGGAGAGGCGUCUGCGCCAGUGCCUGUCAACACUCCCCGCUGCAGGCUUGAUGCAGCCCCACGCGGCUUGUGGCUGGCCCAGCUGAAUGCAGCUCUUUGCAGCCAGCCACGUCCGGUGGUCCAAAGGGGCAAAGUUUUUUUUUAACCUGUCUGUUGGUAGUGCAAAAGAGAAAGGCCCCGUCUGCAGCAUACCACUUCAAGCAGUCGUGGCUUCUCCUAAAGAAUGACCAGUGCCUCAAAACCUGGAGAGCCGCUACCAGUCAGUGUUGACAAUACUGAACUAGAUGGACCAAUGCUCUGAUUUGAUACAAUGUUCCUAUUUAAUUUAUCCCUUUAUUCAGAACAUUGAGAACCAGAAUCAUGCUAUAUUCUUAUACAGCUCAAUGGUAGAGCAUCUGCUUUGCAUGCAGAAGGUCCCAGGUUCGAUCCCCAAUGGCAUCGCCAGGUAGGGCUGGGAAUGUCUCCUGAAUGAAGCCCUGGAGAGCCACUUCCAGCUAGUGCAGUCAAUAGUGAACUAGAUUGACCAAUGGUCUCACUCAGUAUAGGGCAGGUGCUUAUUUAGUAUAGGACAGGUGCUUAUCUGUUUAGAAUCAUGAGGACCGGAAUCUUACUUUAUUUUGGAAGAAGGGCCAUAGCUCAGUGGCAGAACACCUGCUUUGUAUGCAUACGUCCCAGGUUCAAUCAACGAAUCCUGGGAGACAUCAUUUGUUCAGGGUGCUGAGAGGUGUUAGGAGACCCCAAGUUCCUCUCCCAGAGCUACAAUUCCUAGAGUUCCCUUAGAAAAGGGCUGCCAUGAUGGCUAGGUUGGGUUGGACUUGAUGGCCUCCUAGGCCCCUUCCAACUCUACUAUUCUAUUAUUCUAUGGCUGUGUUCUGUCUCCAUAGUCAGAGGCAGUAUGCUUCUGAAUGCCAGUUGCUGGAAACCGCAGGAGGGGAGAGUUGCUGUUGCGCUCAGGUCCCGCUUGCGGCCUUCCCAAAACAGGCAUCUAGUUGGCCACUGUUAGAACAGGAGGCUGGACUGGACGGGCUCUCUUUGGCCUGAUCCAGCAGGCUCUUCUCAUGACUGUUAAACCGCAUUAGGAGUUAUAGCUCUGUGAGGGAGAACUCUCAGCACCCUGAACAAACUACAGUUCCCAGGAUUUGUCAGGGGAAGCCAUGGCUGUUUAAAGUGGUAUGAUGCUGCUGCUUAAUAGUGUAGAUGGGGCCAGAGAGGGAGCGUGUGAGAGAGACGACUUUGGAUUUUUGCUUCUUCCCUCCUCUAUUUAUGCCUCCUUGCCCCAAAUAAAUGUGCUGAUUUGAUGCAUACAUUUUUGCUGUGAACGUCUUCGGUGCAUGCGGUUCGAUGCACAUCCUGGUUCCCGGAGUCCCGCAGUCAUUGGUGACAUCACCAUUCAGGUGUUUAUACAGCAAAGGGAAGCACAGAGAGAGUUCUGCUGACUAAAUAAGGCAAAGCUAACGCAAGAUAAGAGAGCUGUCGAGGAAAGGACAGAUUUCGGAAUGAAGGGCAGGGUGGAAAUGUUGAUGGGGAAAAAGGCCUUUAUUAUUAUUUUUAAAUGGCCAGGACCUGGAAGCUGCCUUAUUCUGAGUGAGACCAUCACUGCAUCUAGUUCAGUAUUGACAACACUGACUGGCAGCAGCUCUCCAAGGUUUUAAGUUAGGAGUUUUCCUGCCCUAACUAGA
Messenger RNA from Rhineura floridana, 2519 nucleotides. RefSeq names its product myomaker, myoblast fusion factor (gene MYMK). Gene Ontology annotation, cellular component: plasma membrane. The transcript has 5 exons. The record is from RefSeq and is a predicted model, not a curated record. The coding region runs from base 140 to 802 and encodes 220 amino acids. Lineage: Eukaryota; Metazoa; Chordata; Lepidosauria; Squamata; Rhineuridae.